Messenger RNA from Doryrhamphus excisus (bluestripe pipefish), 1993 nucleotides. Its product is annotated as rhamnose-binding lectin-like. Gene Ontology annotation, molecular function: carbohydrate binding. The record is from RefSeq and is a predicted model, not a curated record. Lineage: Eukaryota; Metazoa; Chordata; Actinopteri; Syngnathiformes; Syngnathidae.
CAGAAAGGCGAAAGCGUGAAGUUCAUUGCUCUGUGUGCAUCAUAUGAGAAAUAAGCUCCUCCAGUGAUAUAAAAUGAUCCUUCCACCAUCAUUAGUGAUACAUCUCAGCCUUGACUGGAUCACCUGAAUCAUGCCCUACCUUAAACUCAGCUCAACACUGUUGCUCAUAGCAACAUGCUUCCUCUUCAAAACAGUUGUGCCUACAAAGCGUGUAACCACCUGUGAAAGCCCUGGGAACGUGCAUUUCCUCAAGUGUGAUUCUGGAGUGAUCAGCGUCCAGGGUGGUGUGUAUGGCCGCACAGACCCAGAAAUAUGCGGUGAGGGCCGACCUCCACAGCAGCUUGCUGACACGGAGUGCUCUCAGGAGGGCGCUGUGGACAUCCUCAAGAUGAGAUGUAAUGGCAAGAAAAGAUGUGAACUGAACAUCGAUGUUUUUCGUACUUCUGAUCCCUGCCCUGGCAUCUUUAAAUAUUUAGAAACCAACUUCACUUGUGUGCCACCCAAAUUCUUUCAUGUCUUGGCAUGCGAGGACUCUUUGGCACAUUUGUCAUGUGCAGAAGAAGAACAAGUCAUAGUUGUCAAAAAUGCCAUAUAUGGACGCACUGACCAGAGGACAUGCAUAUUCGAAAGGCCGCCAUCUCAGGUCCAAAAUGACGAAUGCAAAGGCAAAGUCAAGUCAACCGUUGCAAACAGUUGCAAUGGGGAAAAGAGCUGCACCAUCAGAGCAAACAACGCGAACUUUGGAGACCCCUGUGGGGGAACCUACAAGUACCUGAAAAUUAUUUACACCUGUGAAUUUGCUUCUCCAGUGCAGCGUGCAACCACUUGUGACAGCCUUGGAAAUGUCCAUCGCCUUAAGUGUGCUUCUGGAGUGAUCAGCGUCCGGGAGGGUUUGUACGGCCGCACAGAUCCAGAAAUCUGCAGUGAGGGUCGACCUCCGCAGCAGCUUGCCGACACAGAGUGCUCUCAGGAGGGCGCCGUGGACGUCCUCAAGACAAGAUGUAAUGGCAAGAAAAGAUGUGAACUGAACGUCGAUGUUUUCCGCACUUCUGAUCCCUGCCCUGGCAUCUUUAAAUAUUUGGACACCAACUUCACCUGCUUGCCACCGAAGACCUUUCAUGUCUUGGCAUGUGAGGACUCUUUGGCACAUUUGUCUUGUGAGGAGGGAUACGUUAUAGGUGUCCACGGGGCCAUCUUUGGACGCAGUGACCAGACCACGUGCAUAUUUGAAAGACCUCCAUCUCAGGUCCAAAACGAUGAAUGCAGAGGCGACGUUAAAUCAAUCGUCGCAAACAGUUGCAAUGGGGAAAAAAGCUGCACCAUCAGAGCGAGCAAUGGUAUCUUUGGAGACCCCUGUGGGGGAACCUACAAGUACCUGAGGGUUACGUACGUGUGUAAACAUUCAUGGAAUUAACCCAACAUUGCUCAGUGAACAUAACGGGAUGUUUGUUACUGAGGUCAGUGUACAACGAUGCAUUUUUGAUGGUGGGGUUUUUCUUGACUUUUACUUAUCGAAUAUGCUUUAUUCUUCUCUCUGUUAUAUUUACGAUUUAUUUUUACAAUGCAGCAGACAAGGAAAAAAAUACCUAUAGGCUAGAUAUUCUUAUGAAAAAUUAUUCAUCGAUAAGGUUAAUGCAGUUAUUUAUUGAUUUUAUUCAGUCGAAAAAAAAUCAAUUAAGGGGCACUAAUGGGCACCUCCAUUAAUUUAUUUUUUUCCCUAUGUAUUCUCAGUGCUGUAAUAAUCACCUUUAGUUUAGACUACCAAAUGAUGGUUACAUUAGGGGUUGCUAGACCACCUCCAGGGCCCCAUUGGUCUUGGUCUAACUCCCUUGGUCUAACCCGCUGGAGGGUCAGUUUGCCUGAAGUGUCUGCACUAGCUAUGGUGGGCGAUUUUCUUUCCCAUCAGACCCCACCUCCUCACAAUACUUGGCUGUAAACUUGUUCAACUCUGGUAUUUUCUGUGAAGAAAGGGGAAAUUUAAAUAAAAAUAUAA